GAGGUUAACUUUGUUAUAAUUAACUGGAUUGAAUUUUUAUUUAUUCACUUUUUUAAUUCCAAAAUUUUUUAUCUUACAAUACAGUGGUGCAGGAUCAAUGAGUGGGAUGUCAGGUUAUGGCAUUUCUCAUAAUUCUAGGAAUUUCAUUUCUCAAAAUUUAUUAGGGGGGAGUUUACAGAAUACCUUUUCAUCGAGUCCUGCUCUAGAUCUAUCAGAGUUUCCAUCACUUACCAAUAGAAGUACUCAGGAUACAAAUUCCAAUCCUUCACUUCCUCCUAAUCCUAUGGCAGGGAGACCUCAGUAUGUUGGGAUGGUGAAACAACCCACCAAUGAGUCAAAUGAGUUUCAGAUUCAUAGUGAAGAUUUUCCUGCAUUACCAGGAUCUCAGAAUCAAGACAAUAGUCAAGAAGCUCUUAACAAAUCUUCCUGUGGAAUAUCUCUGGAAGCGACAAAGGAGGGAAGUCGUUUUCUUGAGAAAUCUGCCACUCAGUGUCAAAAAAGAGGAAUCCAAACAUCUAAAGAAGGAAGGGUGACGAAUAUUCCUGGAGGAAUGGUGAUGGAUCAAUUUGGAAUGGUGGGUUUGUUGACGUUUAUUCGUGUGGCGGAAACUGAUCCAAAUCUAGUGUCUCUAGCUCUAGGGAGUGACUUAACAACAUUAGGGCUCAAUCUUAACACUCCAGAAAGCCUUUAUCCAAAUUUUGGAGGACCAUGGUCUGAACAGCCUUGUAGGCCUCAAGACAUAGAUUUUCAUGUGCCAUCGGAAUAUCUGGUCAACCAGAGCAUAAAAGAGAAAUUAGCUCCAAUCAAGCUAAAUCGGUAUGGUGAAGAUCUCCUCUUUUUUUUAUUUUAUAUGUUCAGUGGUGAUAUUCUUCAGUUGGCAGCAGCAGCAGAAUUGUACAACCGGGACUGGAGGUACCAUAAAGAUGAAAGAGUGUGGAUCACCCGUGCUCCGGGUAUGGUGCCUACAGAAAAGACCAGCACGUACGAAAGGGGUACUUACUACUUUUUUGAUGCAGGAAAUUGGAGAAAAGUGGCCAAAGAAUUUCAUCUGGAUUAUGAUCGGUUAGAAGAACGUCCCCACAUGCCUCAAACUCUACACUACAAUCCUGCCCAAUCAAUGAUGGCAUAGGACAAGAAGGAUCGUUAGUCUUGCAGUGAUUUUUGUCAUUUUGCAUUUGGUUCUACUGCUGCCGGAUGGAUCCAGCUUGUUUUUUCUUUAUGAAAGAAAUCAACACCAAAAGAGGAAAACUACAUUUGGUAACAAAAGUGCAAAUAAUUAUCUGUAUUGUAAGAUUCUUUUGCACUAUCUGACAAGAAUAUUCUUAAUCCUAUUCUGAGAAGCUUUAGUUCCCACAAAUAUUUUUUUUGGAUACUUUAUGUUAAUUAUAAUUUAUAUAGAUAGAAAAUUUAAUAAGAAUACAAAACAAAAAAUGAGUCCGUGUAUAUAAAUAGAUAAAAAAGAAUUUUAAAUUUUCAAAGAAAAACAUGGAGUAUUUUAACUGCGACAUUGUCCUUCUAAAAUUCUCUAUUGAUAGCCAUAUAUCACCACAGUUUGUAAAAUUAUCAUGUUUUGUAAUUAGAAUUUUGGUGGAACUUCCAAAUUCUAUAAAAAUAUAUAUUAUAUAUAUUACUAUACAGAUAAUUAUUAUCGAAAUCGUUCGAUAUACAAAACUACAUAUUUUUAUCUGACAGUCAUGUCUGUAUUAAAUUAGUUACAGAGAACUUUUUAAAUUGGCUAAGUGAGGCAGUAUUUAUUUCAAACACAAUUUUCAAGUUUGAAAAUUUGAUCAUUUUAAAACAAUCAUAUAUUUAACUUAAAGGAAGAAUGGCAAUCCAGUUUGAAGUCUGCAGACAAAUGAAGCCUGUUAUGUCAGUCGUGCAUCACUGUAAUGUAUAUGAUAAUUUUGUUACAUCAACUGCAAAUAAUUCACUGCACAUAAUUAAGUUUUUGUAAAAUAUUUCAUCUUGAACGUCAUUAGAGCUCAUUUGACAACAGUGGAAAUAAAAAUUGGUAUAUUGAAUAAAGUUUUAAUUUCUUGA
This is a messenger RNA of Centruroides sculpturatus (bark scorpion), 2040 nucleotides long. Its product is annotated as CCR4-NOT transcription complex subunit 2-like. Gene Ontology annotation, cellular component: P-body; CCR4-NOT core complex. Gene Ontology annotation, biological process: nuclear-transcribed mRNA poly(A) tail shortening; regulation of stem cell population maintenance; regulation of DNA-templated transcription. The transcript is spliced from 9 exons. The record is from RefSeq and is a predicted model, not a curated record. Bases 98 to 1129 code for a protein of 343 amino acids. Lineage: Eukaryota; Metazoa; Arthropoda; Arachnida; Scorpiones; Buthidae.